AGUAAGUUGAAUUGGUGGAGGGGUCACUUCUCUGUUGGAGAAGUGACAGACCAGUAGAUUUCUAUCUUUACAUCCGCAGUCACAUUUUACUUCUUGCGUUUAGACUGACAACAAAAAAAGAUAAAGCAAGAUUAAUUGUGAAUCAUGCUGGCAGAAGGUUUUUUGAGUGUGUUGCAUUUCAAGGAGGACAAUGAUAAUGUUGCUUUUGUUUCCAUGGGACACAAGUUUCAGAAAAGCUCGAUGACUCUUCAGACAGAUCUUCAACAAGGUCUAGAACACGAGGAUUCUGGCUUCAGACUUUCUCAUGAAGUGCGAGCCACAGGUCUUUCUAUCCCUAGAUGUUCACCUGUUGAAAACCUUGAAACAGACCUGACACUCUGCGCAGGCGCUUGUAGCCUCCUGGAACAUUAUCCUGAUCUCCAGGUGGCCGAUGCUGGCCUCAUCUCCUACAACGCUCUCGGAAACAGCGGCACUCACCAAAAUUGUUACACUGAGUCUUAUAAUUUGACCCGGCCUGAGUGUGUAGAACAACAGCCUCUCUUGUCACUUCCAGACCAGGGCUAUCUGGUUAUGGGUGGCUUGGAUCUGCCCGCCUUACAGUCAGAGCCCAUGUCUGACUCAUUGCUGAAUGGACUUCUGGAGAAAAAGUUAGAUGAGGUAUAUCUGCAGCACCUGACUGAUAACCUGGCUCGAUGCAACUCCAUCCUGGGUAACAGCCUCCUGCAUGGCCUGGUACCUCCUCUGCAACCUAACAACCAACAGGAUGGCUCAGAUUCACUGGAGUCCAUUCUGGAAAAGGGACCAGAUGGAGAGAAUGGCAAGAAGAUAAGUCACCUGACCACCGUAAAUUUACCUCCAUGUUCCUCUAACUUUAGCACUCCCAUCCUUCGUAUUUCCGAAGAUGUGCAUCCACAAUGAAAACAUUUAACAUGUUAGUUUCAUGUAUUAUUAACAUAGUGGAUGUUUUUUUUUUUUUUCAUUAUUCAAAAAUUCAAUGCUACAGUGAGUGUUUCGCUUAUCUGAAAUGGACAAUGUGAGAUUUCACUCACUGGUGGUGGUGACCUGACUCAAUUUUAACAGCUUGCAUAGGACACCUGCUGGUAGAUUUUUGUACGACAUCACAAUCGAUACAACUGAUACGACUGUAUAAAUAAACCUGUGAUUUGUCCAAUUUGGACUUACUACCGUAGUUGUAAACGAUGAUUUUAGACAAACUCUCCCUCGAUAAGGAAUAAAUAUUGUAAUAAAGGAUCCUAAGAAAAUAUAUUUAAAACUCAAGACUUUUAUUAGACGAGCUUUCAUCUAUUUGUUGCAGCCAGUUGUCUCAUUAGCAGUUGCCACAGGGCGUCAUAGUGUUCCAUCUAGUUUUCCCUUUCUAAAACCAAUUGCCUUCGCACUACAUUGAUCAAACUUCUCUUUGGUUUUCCUUUAGCUUCCUUUUACCUACGUAUAUACUCAACUAUUUCUCCUCCGACGUGGCCAAACCAGCAAAGUCUGGUCUCUCUGACCUUUGAUUCCGAUGAAACUUUGAGGGCUUAUACAUGGGUGAUUCUCUGGAAGUAUGGUCUAGAGGUGUGGCAUGAGAGUUGAAAAAUAAACAGGUCAAAAUAAUAUAUGCUUUGAAUUAACCCUCCCGCAGUCUGAUAUGAAUAAAUAAAGAUAGCUCACUCAUCUCUUUA
Molecule: messenger RNA, 1679 nt
Organism: Syngnathus acus (greater pipefish)
Lineage: Eukaryota; Metazoa; Chordata; Actinopteri; Syngnathiformes; Syngnathidae
Exons: 2
Coding region: 145-918 (257 amino acids)
Biological process (GO): regulation of toll-like receptor signaling pathway
Source: RefSeq, a predicted model, not a curated record